UUCGUGGAAUAAAACUACCCGGCAUCGAGUUAAAAACUGAUCGAAAUAAAGAACUCACCAUUGACGACUCUGUUGCAUUUAUAUCGAUUACGACAUUGUCACAGCAUUCGUUUUUGGACGUGGGGUGCUGUUUUACUGUCUUAGGAAGCACGAGAUGAGUUCUUUAUUGUAGGUUAAGCUGCUGGCGUAGGAAUACUUACCUGUGACAGACUACCGACUACCGACUAGCGCUGUGCUACUGUACAACGUGCUACACUGUACGUUAUCGAUACGCCGAAUCAAUAUGAUCAUACAAAACGUUCACGUUGGAUUCCUGCUGACGGUCUGUGCUGUGAUCUUCCUGUCCCCUCAACCGUCCACUGCCCCUUUAGCUCCCACGUGGGACUACUGUAAUUGUAGAUUUCUGUCGUGGGAGGGCUGGUCUGAAUGCACUGAGACGUGUUAUGGCAGGCGACGGCGCAGCAGACAGGUCCAAGUAACAGACAAAGAAGGAUGCACGGAAUAUACAGACUGUGCCUCCAACGACAUGGCCUGGGAUGUGCAGGCGUGCAACGAAGUGUGUUACAAUGGCGGUGUCCAUAACUCUUGGCCAUAUCCGUGCGCAUGCUCCCCUGGAUGGAAAGGGCGGUGUUGCGAUGCAGCCUGCGCUAGCAACGACAUGGGCUCGGAGAGCCAGACGUGCAAUAAAGUGUGCAAUAAUGGCGUGUACAAUGGUUAUCCGUGUAGAUGCCACCUUGGGUGGAAAGGAAGAUGCUGUGACACAGUGGUGACAUGCGGAUCGCCGGGGUCGAUAACUAAUGGCCGGGUCUACGGUAGCAACUACAACUACGGCAACAUCGUGAGGUAUUCUUGUAACCAGUACUACAACAUGAGCGGCAACAGUCAACAGGCGUGUCAGGAUAACGGGAUAUGGAGUGGAGCAAAGCCAAGAUGUAUAUUUGUGAACACGUGUGCCAGUAACCCGUGUCAGAACUCUGGCACGUGUGUGGAUGGACUUGACGAGUACACAUGUAGAUGUCCACCCGGGUACAGCGGAGUACACUGUGAAAACGAUAUUCAACCGCCUGUAUUUACAAACUGCCCACAAAAUUUUACUGCAUAUGCUACUGCCUCAACCCUGAACGUGACAUGGGAAGUUCCUCGAGCAUCAGACCCACUGGGUCACGAGGUCACCGUCACCACUAACUACCCGGAUGGCUAUGCCCAACUUCCGUGGGAUGAUUUCACCGUGCAGUACGUGGCCACGAAAGCGUUCAAUGGACUCCAGUCAGAAUGCAAGUUUGUCAUUUCUGUCAGACCCACCCCGUGUCCGGAGCUGAAUGUUCCAGAAAACGGCGCCAAAGUGUGCAAUGGCUGGAAGACGGACAUGGCCAAUCUGUGUCUGGUGUUCUGUUCUGGAGACAACUCUCUGCCGUUUGGUUUGGAUCAUCGUCAGUGGUGGGUGUGCGGGGCUCAUGGUGCCUGGAUUCCUGCUGCUCCCCUGCCGAACUGUUCAGCCCAGCCUGCAGUGGAUACUGGCGGAGACGGGUUGGAUGUUGGAGAAUAUCGCUACACGAGUUGUGCUAGCGAUGGGAGCAGGAUGAGGAGCACGUACGUGGAGAAGUUGAAGCAGUCGGAGUUCAGCUACGUGUGUGAGAAGUACGAGGAGGAUUGCGUCCCCGACAAUGUGGCUCUUCAGUGUGCACAGUGACGAAAUUACGUCACAGGGGAAUGUUCUCUAAACAACACGUUUUGAAUGUAACCGGUGAUACUUGGCUUCUUCCAAUAUUAAUAUAUUUAGAUACGUUUCUACAUGUAGUAUUUAUUUUUCAUGACUCUAACAAUAUAUUGUCGUUUUCAAAACGUCGUCUUGGCAC
Messenger RNA from Gigantopelta aegis, 1856 nucleotides. Its product is annotated as delta-like protein D. The transcript has 8 exons. NCBI's taxonomy places the organism in Eukaryota, Metazoa, Mollusca, Gastropoda, Neomphalida, Peltospiridae. The record is from RefSeq and is a predicted model, not a curated record. Gene Ontology annotation, biological process: axon guidance. Gene Ontology annotation, molecular function: calcium ion binding. The coding region runs from base 284 to 1690 and encodes 468 amino acids.